Molecule: messenger RNA, 1569 nt
Organism: Geosmithia morbida
Lineage: Eukaryota; Fungi; Ascomycota; Sordariomycetes; Hypocreales; Bionectriaceae
Exons: 2
Coding region: 1-1569 (522 amino acids)
Source: RefSeq, a predicted model, not a curated record
AUGGCUACCACCUCGUUUCAGACGUCGAGCCUGGGUUACAACUCACAUGGCAAGUCUUCCAAGUCGCGAGCCCGCACCUCGGUCAAGCCCAUCCUCAAGAAGCUGCACUCCCACUCGCACUCGGAGAAGAACUCGCUCGAUCUUGACCGCGGCUGGCAGGACCAGGAACCGAGCCUAGGCUACGUCGUUACCCCGGAUGACUUCUCCCACCCGACCAAGCGCUACUACGACGCCACCGACGGCUUGUUCAGCAGCACCUCGUCACUCUCCGCAGCUGACAGCUUCGGCGUCAGCUUCUCCCUCUCCGCAAACGACCUCGGCCCCAAGGGUCUCCUAGGCGCUCCCCCCUCUGGCGGCAGUAGCAGAGUCAUCUCUUCACCCUCGUCAUCUGCCGCCGUCGCCUCCGCCACCUCCUCGUCACCAUCUUCCUCCUCCGCGCCCUCCCGCGCCUUCGCGCAUGCCCGGUCCACGAGCGGGGCCUCGCACGCGUCGAUAGCCACCAGCAACAGUCGCAACGGGUCCUUCAUCCACCCCUUCCAGCAGAAUCCGCAGACGUCGACUCCUCCUUUGCACUCAUACACCAACUCGCGGCCUUCGUUCGACACGGCCCGCGACUACUCCCCCACCAUCGCCGAGGACGAAGACGACGAGGACGAAGACGACGUCGCCGCCACCCCCGGACGCCUCAGCUACGGGCGCACCAGCUACGACCUUGGCGGCAUCAGCUACAACGACGCCACAGCGGACGGAUUGGCAUCGCCAGACCUGGCGACGGCGAACACCUCGACCACCAGCGUGUCUCGCUUCGCCUCCCGGCCCACGCUAUCCCCUUCCCACCGGAGCGCGUCGUACGUGCGCCCGUCGCUCGCCCACAGCCGUCGGUCCGGCUCCGGCUCCCUAACCGACACCAUCCCUGUCCCGGCGGGAAAUCAGGGUCGUCUAUCGGACAAUCAGCUGGGGACGUCACUGACCGUCACCAUCGUCGACGACGGUUGGGACGCCUCGACCCUGCCCUUCGCCGGCGCCGGCGGCGACCCACCGUCCAACGGUGACGUCGACACGUCCAACCGGCAGGAACAGGUGCGCCAGGCGCGCCGCAAGUUCGAAGAGAAGGAGAGGGCCAAGGAGGAGAAGUACGCCCGCGAGAAGGAGAGGAAGCGCGAGCGCGCCAGCACGCGCGAGUCCCUAGGUCACCACUCCCGCAUGGGGAGCUUCACCAACGGCGACGCCAUGAGGCCGCAGCUUUCCCGCCGAAGCACGGCCCACAGUAGGGCUCUCACAGAACAUGCGUCCAUCAGCCAACGCGAGAUGGCCGGGUAUGACGACGAUGGCGAUGGUCACGAAGAUGAUUGCUUUGCCGGUACUUCUGCCGCCGCCGCGCUCGACAGCCACGACAGCUAUGAGAGAGCCAACAACGGCGCGGGCUCGCCGCCACAGACGGUGCGCCGUCGCCGCACCGACGAGCACAGGAGGGCUCGUACCACCGCUGCUAAACACAAGACUACGGGGGCCUGGACGGCUUUUGCCCUCUGGUUCAGGACCAGGUUGUUGAAGCUGGGCAGACGAUAG